Molecule: messenger RNA, 901 nt
Organism: Fundulus heteroclitus (mummichog)
Lineage: Eukaryota; Metazoa; Chordata; Actinopteri; Cyprinodontiformes; Fundulidae
Product: galactose-specific lectin nattectin-like
Exons: 9
Coding region: 57-647 (196 amino acids)
Molecular function (GO): signaling receptor activity
Source: RefSeq, a predicted model, not a curated record
AUCUCCAGAGUCAGGCGCUGAGGUUUUCAUUGUCUUUGAUCUACAUCAUCUCCACCAUGAAGAUGCUGACCCUACCGAUCCUUCUUUGUGCUUUGCUGGCUCUGAGCAGCACUGCAGAUGCCCAAGAUGUAUCCGGAACUAAGGAACCUGUUCCAGAACAAACUGUGGAUGAGAUACCUGCUCCAGAAGCCCCACUUUUAGGAGAAGCUGGAAAUGAUACAGAUGCAUCAGGAAAGAGCGUGGUUAAGAGAGCGACUUCUUGUCCCGGUGGUUGGACGCUUUACAGGUCUCGCUGUUUCCUCUAUGUUUCUGCCAGCUACUACUGGGCCCAGGCUGAGAACUACUGUGUGAGCCUGGGUGGAAACCUUGCAUCUGUCCACAGUUCUGUUGAAUAUGAUUGGCUCAGAAACUUUAUCUACGGUAGGACUCGUAACUAUCCGCUGACCUGGAUCGGAGGCUCCGACGGUGAACAGGAGCGUAUGUGGUUUUGGAGUGAUGGCUCCCGCUUCAGCUAUAACUCCUGGUGCCCAGGAAUGCCGAGAACCACCACCAGUUAUAACUGCCUUGCUAUGAACAACUCAGCUUGCAGAUGCUGGUCGGACCUUCCCUGCAGUCAUCGAUACCCAUUCGUCUGCGUCAGGAAAUAAAGACCGGAAUUCAUGAAUAUACAUCCUGAAAAAAGCAUCUAACAUUCUUCCUUUUCUUGAUCUUUCUCCUAUUGCUGUAAUGCUAAGUGUGUGAAGCGACAAGCUAAAAAAAAACAGGUUGAAAGUCUCUUAGGUCAUGUGCUGAAGAGAAAACGCCAAGUGUUACAGAAAGAAGGCUUUUAGCAAAACUUACCUCUGCAGAGUAAACUGUACUUCCUUCUCUUUUGCCUAAUAAAGUUUCUGAAGCAUUGAAA